CCGGACACAUUUUACCCACCCACACCAGACCGCAAUAAUUAACGUUCAUUGGUCGUGCAAUCUGUUUACAUUUUUUAUUGCGGAUGUGGGUGACACCGGUGUGUUGCAGGUGUUCGCAGGAAUUUAACACCUUUAAAAGCUUCAAGUUGUUUUGUGUCGACUUGUGAAUUUGUGAGAUGUCUCACGCGGAUCUGAGGUGUCCGGGCUGCGGCUCCUCAAACGUCGUGGAUGAUGAUCUUUACGCUCAGGUCCAGAUGGUGUGUGUGGACUGCGGCUCCGUGGUGUCAGAGGGAGUCCUGGCCAAUGAUCCUGUUGGAGGGCUGGAAGUCAGCUACAGCCAGACGACAGCCGUGACCAAGAAGCCCUGUCUUAACCUAUUAAAAGGUCUUCAACGUGUCAAAGCCAUGUGUCGAAUCAUCUGCGUUCACCGUGAGAUUGAGGAACUCUCGCUCACGUAUUUCAAUCAGGCCUAUCAGCACGACAGCUUUAUUAGAGUGAGCCUUCAGAAGAAGGAAGUUCUCGCCGGCUGCUGCUUGCUUGUGAGCUGCAGGUUGCGCAAUUGGCCAAUCACUAUGGGAACCAUCAGCCGCUUGCUGGAUGCCGACUCAACGCUGAUGGGAGCGGUUUAUCAAGAGAUGGUCAAAGUUCUCAAAAUCGAGGCUCCCAUCAUCAACGUCACUGAUGUGAUGGAGGCGCACAGUCAGGAGUACAAAAUUGGCUCUAAUCAUGUCCCCGAAGAGUUGGCCGAGGACUCCAGAAACCUGUCCAAACGUGCUGUGGCCUUGGUGGAACUGGCCGCAGAGACCUGGAUAGUGACUGGCAGGAGGCCCAUCCCCAUCAUGAUGGCAGCCGUCUAUCUGGCAUGGCAGUCCUUGAAACCCAACAAGCAGCGGCUGAAAUUCACCCUGGACAAAUUCUGCCAGCUCGCCAAAGUGAAAAAGCAAGUGCGGGCCAUGAAGAGAAUAACGGAGAUAAAGGAGGUGCUAUGCAAGCUGGGGAAGGAGCUUCCAUGGGUCAGAGAGGAAGUCACGCCAGAUAAUGUAAUGCUGCAGGUGGAGGAUAUUCUGAAUUACAAGCAUGCACUGCUAAGAAAGGCCAUGAGGACCCACGAGGACGCUCUGCUGGCAGAGUGUCAAACCAGCUGUGAGGACUCUGUAACCGUGGAGAACACUGAUGGAGCCUCUGAGGAGCAAUGUGAACUGAGUACUGAAAAGGCUAAGCAGGCAGGUGAUAAAGAUGAUAGUUCAUGCAUAAUGCCUGAGCAGCUAGACGAUAGUCAGGAGAGUCCAGAUGCUGCACCAAACUGGGGGAAGAGAGUGCUGUUUGCUCCCCCCUGCGUGGUUCAUGCCAAGAGAAGACGAGUGGAGCAGCCUGGGCUCAAAGAUGUCACUGGUGAUGAGGAAAUCUCUGACAGUGAAAUUGACUCAUACAUCCGUACUCCUCGGGAAGCGCGGGAGUUCGCUCUGGCACAGAAGAUAUUAUCAGAGAGUGAGAAAUUAUAACUGGUGAUGGAUCAAGCCCGAACUUUGUUAAAUGGGUUUCUGUUGCAUCAGUAAAGAAGGAUGUUUGAAGUUACAGUUUCUGUGUUAGAACUUCUAUUUCAUAUCAAUUCAUUCUUUUUAUGAGAUCACAAUAAGAUACAUCUCCUCUAUUUAGUUUAAAUAAAUGUAUUAUUUUUGUAUAA
Notolabrus celidotus (New Zealand spotty) is the source of this 1684-nucleotide messenger RNA. It is a transcript of the gene brf2, whose product is annotated as BRF2 RNA polymerase III transcription initiation factor subunit. Gene Ontology annotation, biological process: transcription initiation at RNA polymerase II promoter; transcription preinitiation complex assembly. The record is from RefSeq and is a predicted model, not a curated record. The transcript has 4 exons. Gene Ontology annotation, cellular component: transcription preinitiation complex; nucleus. Lineage: Eukaryota; Metazoa; Chordata; Actinopteri; Labriformes; Labridae. Gene Ontology annotation, molecular function: RNA polymerase II general transcription initiation factor activity; TBP-class protein binding. The coding region runs from base 177 to 1502 and encodes 441 amino acids.